UUUUAAGGUUGGCAACCCUGGUUUAAGAACGACUGUCUGUACAUAAAAAUAAAAACAUCAUUACCUACCUUUUUUCUGAUAUUACUGUACCGAUUUUCAUAAAAUUUUGCAUAUAAAUAGUGUGGAUUACGUAAAAAGACCAAAUAUUUUCACAGAUCUACAUGGUUUAUAGUAUCGAAAUAUUACACAUGUAAAAUGCCCAAUCAAGGGCAAACCCAAAUUGUUACCCGCUCUAAGCUGUGUAUAAUUGCUCUAAGUUUGAUUUUUGGUAUCAUAUUUGUAGCAGUAGGUGCCAAAUUGAUUCAGCGAUCUAGCAGAACUGAAUCAAAAGAACUUGUUAUUGACUAUACUAACUGUAUGCAACAUGUGUUCAAUCAAGUUGGGAUCCGUUGCAUUGACUACAAACUCCCAGAUCCUGUGUGUGUAUGCCAACAAGCUUUUGAAGUGCCAGAACCACUUAUUGGAGAUGUUGUUUUGUACUACGAAUUGGAUUCAGAUGUACAGUCAAAAGAAUCUUAUUUGAAGUCCAGAGAUGACUUACAACUAUCAGGACAGCUGUCGCAAGAGCCCGCGGCACAAUGCGAGCCCUAUAGAUACGACAAUGGAAAGCCAAUAGCGCCAUGUGGAGAAAUAGCUGAUACUCUGUUUACUGAUAAGUAUUGGCUUAGGCGGCCUUACGAAGACGCCAUGAACGUUUCCUAUGAUGGAAUGUUAAAGCACAAAGGAAAUUAUCGUAACCCACAGUGGAAUAACUCGUAUCCCCUUGAAAAAGUAUUCAAAGAUUUCGCAAAACCAAAAAGUUGGACGCAUAAUAUAUGGGAAUUAGACACUGCCAACGUGAAUAACAAUGGAUUUGAGAAUGAGAGGUUUAUCGGUUGGAUGGACACAACUUUGAAACGUAAACCAGCUUGGCGCCUUGACUCAUCUUACGAAGGACUACAAAAUGGCUCUUAUGUCCUGCGAAUCGAAUACAGUUAUCCGCCAUCCAAAUACAACGGAACCAGAAAAGUAGUAUUCGUUUCCAGUCGUUCAUUUCAAGACUCAAGCUCAUACGGCGGAGGCAUCGCUAUGGUAGUCAUAGGAGUUUUAUCUCUAGUAAUCUUCUUAGCAGCGAUCGCCUUUAUAACUUUUAUAUAUUGGAGUAAUCGCGGCAAAGAAACGGAACGCGACAAAGAAACGGAACAUAAUGACGCAAUUGGAGGGCUGAUGAAUUUAUAGAAAAUAAAUGUGGAUAAACAAUUAUUGUGUAUUUGACUUGUUCACAGAGUAGGCAAAAAUAAUAAUUUAUCUUCUCCCAAAACGCUUGAAUUUUUUAAGUGCGAAAGUGCUUCAUUGCCAAAUAAUUGCAUUUAUAAUUAAGUUACAUAGGUACUUUGUUUUAGUUAAUGCCAAUUGAUACUUUAAUAAACUUCAAUAUAUUUUCAAUGCCUAGGUUUUGUUAGGAUGGAUUUGAUCCAAGAAGUGCGUAAUAUUCAUCGUAAUUUAAAAUGUAUUUAUAUUUGAUAUGAACAUUUUUUUAAUAUAAUAUGUGCACAUGUAAUUAAGCUAAUGACUUAAUGUACCUUUUAAUAUUAUUAAGCGGCCUGAACAAAAAUGCACUAUUUUAUUCACCGUAAUAUUUGUAUUAAAAACGUAAUUUAAGAAAAAACUUAUUUGUAUUCAUGGUUAUUCAAGUUCAUUCAAGGAGUUAUGUACACUUAACACUUCAGCUGCCUUGAAACCUAACUGCCUUUUGUUUAUAGGAAAAUGGGGUCAUGUUUCUCUGCAGUUGAGCUUACCAUGUGUACAGGUUAAGUAAAACUACCAAAGAUAAAGUACAUCAUUGUAUAGUCUUAAUAUAAUAUACUCACGUCUGAUUUUAUUCUAUAAAAAUAAUUCAUCGUUGUUGUUUUCUAAGUUAUCGUUGAAUUACUAUCACAGACAGUCGUAUUCAGUUCGUACAUUGCCUGA
This is a messenger RNA of Amyelois transitella, 1950 nucleotides long. RefSeq names its product cell cycle control protein 50A. NCBI's taxonomy places the organism in Eukaryota, Metazoa, Arthropoda, Insecta, Lepidoptera, Pyralidae. The transcript is spliced from 8 exons. Gene Ontology annotation, cellular component: plasma membrane; endoplasmic reticulum; Golgi apparatus. Bases 196 to 1218 code for a protein of 340 amino acids. The record is from RefSeq and is a predicted model, not a curated record.